AGAUGAAAAAAAUAAUUCUGAAAAUGUUCAUAUAUAAAUACACACACACACACAAAGUUUAAGAAAACAAAAGGCAAAGCGAGAGAAAGAGGGAGAUGGACAGGCUAGUGAGCGUGGACCUGAAGGAGCUAGAGAUAGAGUACCGUCCAUCUCGCCGGUGCCGUUCCUCCACCUUCAUCAUCACCAACCUCAUGCACACCAUGUCCGUCGCCAUACACCUCACCACUACCCCUCCUACUUCUCAUCUCUUCUCCAUCCUCCCUUCCAACUCACCUCUCUCUCUCUCCAUCCUCCCCCCUCUCUCCUUCGCUUCCUUCUCCCUUUCCCUUUCCUCUUCUUCCUCAUCUCCUCCUCCAAUCUCCGCCUCUCUCCUCGUCCGCUCCACCCUUCUCCCCACCGGCACCGCCUCCUCCGCCGCCCUUCUCCGCCUCUUCUCCCUCCCCGGCCCUCACCUCUUCCGCGACGCCUCCCUUCCCAUAUACCUCACCGGUCCCCACGUCCUCCAUUCCCUCCUCCACUCUCCUUCUUCCGAAACCCUCGACAUCUCCUCCCUCAUCUCCAAGGCCGCCUCCUCUUGCUCCUCUUCAGACCUCUCCUCCCUCCUCCUCCUCGCCGCCGCCGGAUCCCGCCUUCACAUCCUCUCCGCCCUCAUCUCCGCCGGUGCCGACGUCAACUUCCUUCCCUCCGAUGGCAAGCCCCCGAUCACCCUUGCCGUCCUCUCCGGCUGCCCUGAUUCCGUCUCCACCCUCCUCUCCGCCGGAGCGAAACCAAAUCCUGACCUAAUCCACGCCGCCGCCGCAUCCGGCUUCGCUCAGAUCGUCGCCAUUCUCGCCUCUACGAGAUCUGAUGGUAAUCCCGUUGACUCCACCGGCCGGAGCCCUCUCCACGCCGCGGCGGCGGGAGGCCAUCUGGAAGCCGCUAGGGUUUGUGUCUCCGUCCUCGGAUCGGAUCCGGAUCUCGCCGAUUCCGCCGGGUGGACUCCGCUCCACUGCGCCGCCUUCGCCGGCGGCCCCGCCGAGCUCGUCGAGUACCUCAUCGGCGUCUCUGGCUUCGACGCCCGCCGUGCGCUGACGAGGAUCGGCCGGAAAACCGCUUUCGAGCUCGCCGUGGAACGCGGGCACGAAGAGCUUUAUGAGGCUUUGCGGCCCGACGAGGUCGGGGUUAUGCGUGGCACGUGCAAGGGUGACGUCAGCGAGUUACGAUCCCGAGGCAGAGAUGGAGUUGAUCGGAGGGACCAAAAUGGGUGGACGGCGCUGCAUAGAGCGGCGUUUAAGGGGAGGACGGAGGUUGUGACGGCGUUAGUGGAGAUGGGGGCGAGUGUUGACGCCGUUGAUGACGGCGGGUUCACGCCGUUACACAGGGCGGUUGAGGCGGGGCACGGUGACGUGGCGGUGUGGCUCGUGCGGAACGGGGCAGCACGUGCGGGGAUCAAGGGGUUGAAGGGGAUGGAGAAGUGGCGGGGGAUGUUGCUGGAUGAUGCCACGUGUACGGCCGGAUGUGCUGGUGAUCGUGAUGAUGACGUGGAUAAAAAGAAAAUUGGAAACUCUUUUUAUUUAGAAAACCAUCAAACAAGAAGAGGGAUUGAAGCUUGAACUGAGAAUAACCCUUGAUUUUUUAUAUUUUUUUUUAUAUUUAUUUUUUUUUUAGGAGAUGAGAUGUAUAUAUCGCUGUAGUAGUUUUGUUUACUGUCAAUAUAAA
Messenger RNA from Dioscorea cayenensis subsp. rotundata (Guinea yam), 1698 nucleotides. RefSeq names its product protein VAPYRIN-LIKE-like. Lineage: Eukaryota; Viridiplantae; Streptophyta; Magnoliopsida; Dioscoreales; Dioscoreaceae. Gene Ontology annotation, molecular function: protein binding. Bases 96 to 1592 code for a protein of 498 amino acids. The transcript has a single exon. The record is from RefSeq and is a predicted model, not a curated record.